Monascus purpureus is the source of this 2877-nucleotide messenger RNA. Lineage: Eukaryota; Fungi; Ascomycota; Eurotiomycetes; Eurotiales; Aspergillaceae. The record is from the annotation of a GenBank genome assembly.
AUGAUGGAUAUCGAUCCGCGAUUACGGCCAGCUACCGAGGAUGGUCGCAACAACAACAACAACAACAACAACACAGAUUCCUCAAAGGGACAGGCGGUAGGAACGCACACGUUUAGAAAUGCGAACCCAUCCAUCUCGUCGCGGCAGCAGGGACGGACGAUGUCGUCAUCGUCGGGGAUGGUUGAUUAUCCUGAUCCUCCGUUCCAUGUGGCAUCAUCAUCAUCAUCAUCGAACCAACCGCGCCAUGGUCGGACAGCGGAUGCAUCGUCUAGGGGUCGAGGGUAUUACGCGACAAAUGCGCAGACAUAUACGCGGGACGCGACCAUGGGUGGGACGCAGAGCGUCUUUUCGACCGAUCCCAAUAAUCCAUUUGCGGAGAUGAAACGGCCGCGCGCAUGUGAAGCAUGUAGGCAAUUGAAGGUUCGGUGUGAGCAGGAUCAGGACCAGGAUCCUGAUAAUCCAACGUGUAAGCGGUGCGCCAAGGCAGGGAGGGUGUGCGUCGUGACCAUGCCUACUCGGAAGCGACAGAAGAAGACGGACAGUCGGGUUGCGGAAUUGGAGCGCAAGAUUGAUGCCUUAACAGCAAAUCUGCAGGCAUCGCGUGUUCCCCCUGCUGAAGUCUCACCUUCGUCUACAGUCGAACACCCUGGAAGACGAUGGUUGGGGAACCAAGCUCAGCGUGCUCCCAGCAUCUCCAACAACGCUGGAUCGCCUGCGAGCUUGGCAGGGAACAAACGAGGUUAUGGAGGAGAGGUUAAGGACUCUGCGUCCGAGUACUUGCCACCUAUGUAUCACCAUCCUAGCUCCCUAUCUCUAAGACGAGUCCACAGCAACCCGUCUCCGCCGCAGCUGGCCAAGCCUUCUUAUCUUGCGGGUGUUGACAUGAAGGCAGAGCCCAGUUACCAGUUUGCUGAUGUUAUAGAUCGAGGCGUCGUGGAUGCGGAGACGGCUGAUAAGGCGUUCAAUCGCUAUGUGAAUGACAUGGCCCCUCAUCUGCCAGCGGUGGUCUUUCCGCCUGGGACGAUGGUGGGAGACAUCCGCAGAGCUAAGCCGACUCUAUUCCAUGCAAUCAUAGCUGUCUCAAUUGGCCCCAUCAAACCUUCCGUGCAGCAUGACCUCAUGCAUGAGCUCUACAAAUUGCUGGCGGAGCGUGUAUUCGUCAAGGCUGAGAAGGCAUUGGAGCUUGUCCAGGCGCUGCUUAUAACAUACAUUUGGUAUGACCCGCCGGACCGUUUCGAGCAGCUCAAAUUUUAUCAGCUGAGUCACAUGGCUGUCAUCCUUGCCAUGGAUCUCGGGAUGUGUCGACGGACAGGGAAGACCAGGAAGCAAUUCAGCAUCAGUAAGGAUAUCAUGGGGAGAAAGCCGUUUCUAAUCGACCCCGACGCUGCAGAGACACGAAGAACCUGGCUGUCUUGUUACUUCACGUCUGUGAUGUCAUCUGUGGCUUUGCGUCGCGUUCUUCUUGUGCGGUGGCAGCCAUACAUGGAUGAAUGCAUAGAGAUUCUAGAGAGCUCCCAGGAUGCACUGCCGUCGGAUAGAAUGCUAAUCCACUGUGUCAAACUCUGUCAUUUAAUGGAGGACGUUGGUUCUCAGUUUCUCGCAGACUAUCCAUGCUCUUCAGUAUCGUUGUCCGACCCGAAGAUUCAAUAUGCACUUCGAUUCUUUGAGAAGCGGUUGGAUGAAUGGAAGAAAGAACUACCACCGCAGUUGUAUUCUCCUUUAUUGGCCCAGUUCGAAAACAUACUGAGCAUCCACAUCCAUGAAGUUGCUAUGCACAUUGAGUCUGAGGGCGACAGUAGCAAUGCCAACGACGAAGAUAUCCAAAACUGUCCAACCAGCGCAAUCCACAUUAACGCUUUGACAAACAGUCUAACAGCAAUACACGCAGCUCUCGAGAUCACUAUAUCCCUUGACAUGAGAAGUAUGCUUUCCUUGCCGACCGUUAGCUUGGCCCGAACAUCCUAUGCAGCAGUUUCGUUGAUCAAGCUGUACUCUUAUGUCUCAUCUCGUGAGAGCAUUGGGCAGGUGCUUGACCCAGCGAGCCUGAAGGUAGAAUAUUAUCUCGAUAGGAUCAUCGAGCAUUACAAGGCGGCUGGUGAACUAGAGGGUGGGCGAACGCCGGCUAGGUUCUCGAUUGUGCUGUCCAUGCUGCGCAAUUGGUUUAUGAAGCGGAAGGAACAGGGAACUGUGGUUAAGGAGAACAUGCCGUGCAUGGCGAGAGCGAAUGGGAAGGAUGUGGAUGCUGCGUAUGACGAGGGCGGUAAGGUGACGACGAACCAGACACCACUGCAUCUUCUCAGUGAGGUAGCCAUGGGUGAACCCAAUAAUCGGACAGACGGACAGGGCCAGACUCAAUUAGCUAACCCUCCGCCGAACUUCUGCCUACCCGCAACGGGCGUGUCUGAUGCUCCAUCGGCACCAUCCGAUCACCUUCUGCAACGAGUAUCCGCCUCAACCUCUGCACCAACAGCAGCUUCGGAAUCGGAUGGAUAUAUCCACUUCUCUUCCCCUCUUACUGCUAGCCACUCCAUUACCGGUUCACGCUCGUUCUACCCUCAUUUUAACCCUCAACAGCAGCAGCAGCAACAACAACAAGAACAAGAAGAACAGGUUCAAGAACUAUCAGGAUACGCAAAUGGCGUAACAAGUGCCCCUGGAAACUUGCUAAUGGCAUCCAUCCCCCCUCCACCAAUGCAGACUACGGGGUUCAUCUCCGACCCUGAUGCGCCAGGAUUGAUUGAUCCUGAGAACCUGUAUGCAUUGGGCAGCAUUGUGGACGAGAGAAUUUUUGGAUAUGGGCUAUUCCCUUUUGAUGGCGAUGGAAAUGGAAAUGCGACUGGAACGGCAAAUGACAAUUGGUUUCUAGGGCUGUUAUAA